Molecule: messenger RNA, 456 nt
Organism: Symbiodinium sp. CCMP2592
Lineage: Eukaryota; Dinophyceae; Suessiales; Symbiodiniaceae
Source: the annotation of a GenBank genome assembly
AUGUCUCUCGGCGGCCGCAAUGGACCUCGUCGUGCGAAUGAGGACCUGGACUAUGAGCAGCUCGAGGGCAACAUCGACGAGGGGUCGUUCUGGCAGGGCCCGUUGAUCGUUGCCUGGGGGGCAGAGGAGACAUAUGCCACGUCCAGUCGUACGGGGGUCGUUCGCCAGAAAGGCCACUCGGUAAUGCCGGCGUUCUUGAAGAAGAGGUGGUAUGAGUUGAUGGGGACCCAGACCUCCAUCGACGUUCGGGGCAUGUGGCCUAACGAUAAGGAGGCCGCUCGAGUUGCUGGUAACCCGCUCUGCGUGUAUGCCGCCUGGCGAGCGGCGUUCGAGCAGCAAGAGUUCAUCCCGGCCUUCCUUGUUUGCUACAACCUGCUCCAGGCCCUCGUGCCGCUCGAGGGUCGUUCGGUUUUGCAGAUCAUUUGUAGCCUGGAUGCAUCUAGGGACAUUCCGUGA